Bipolaris sorokiniana ND90Pr is the source of this 3340-nucleotide messenger RNA. RefSeq lists its product as uncharacterized. Gene Ontology annotation, molecular function: ATP-dependent chromatin remodeler activity; ATP binding. The coding region runs from base 1 to 3135 and encodes 1044 amino acids. The record is from RefSeq and is a predicted model, not a curated record. NCBI's taxonomy places the organism in Eukaryota, Fungi, Ascomycota, Dothideomycetes, Pleosporales, Pleosporaceae. The transcript is spliced from 2 exons.
AUGGGUAGUAGUGAUACUGAUGACGAUGGCCUUGAUAUUAUAAAGACAUCGCGUAAAGAUUUAGAUAUUUCUCAGUACAUAGAUGUCCUGGCGCAAACUCAGACUCAGUCGCAGAGUGUAGAUGUAGAGUGUGAAGAAAGAAACGCGGAAGAGUCAAGUACAGAGGAUGAUGAAGCUUUCCAGCAGUUCCAGGACCCAAGAACCAAAAAUGCAAAUGACUCUGAUACCAACGACGCUGGUGAAGGGUCUGAGUGGUCUGAAGAAGACACCAGAGCUGUCUACCAAAACUGGAAAGAGCGCAGAACUCUCAAAAGAAAGCGUGUGGCUGCUGAAACUAACCGGAUCCGUGUCGAGAAGAGGUCAAAAGCUGCAGCUGCUGCGAGCAUCGUGGGUCGUAAGCCUCCGUCUAGGAAACGUCAAGGCGACGGCCCUAUAGGAUUCAGCACCGACUCCUUAGCGGAUGACAGUGCCGCAACAGCAUUUCUGGAUGAUCCAAUUCCCGACUACAUACUCUCGAGACAACAAGCUUUUAGAAAACUCCACGAAGCUGGCCUACGGUACCCCCCCAACUACCAGGAUAUAGACUUUUCCAACUCAGAAACGGCAGAAAAGCCACAACUAGACAAAGCGAUCAAGCCACAGAGGGAAAAGAAAGACAUAAUGCUUCGCAGGUCGCAAGGUGUUAUACCAGCACCUAUCGCGCAAUGGCUGCGUGAUUACCAAGUGGAAGGCGUUCAAUUUCUACACGAGAAAUUCGUGAAGCAAACAGGCGCCAUACUUGGCGAUGAUAUGGGCUUGGGAAAGACCAUUCAAGUCAUCGCAUUUCUGACAGCCGCAUUCGGAAAGACGGGUACUGAACGUGACGCCAAGUGUAUGCGUAAGAUCCGUCGCUUUGGCAAGAAUCGGUGGUAUCCUCGCAUCCUCAUUGUCUGCCCUGGCACGCUGAUGCAGAAUUGGGAAGAUGAACUUUCGAAGUGGGGUUGGUGGGAAGUGUACCGAUAUCAUGGCUCCAGCGCAGCAGAUCGUAAGGGCGUCCUUAGUGCUGCGGCAAAGGGGAUGCUAGAGAUCAUGAUUACGACAUACACUACAUACCGUAACAACGAGAGCGAGAUCAACACAGUGGAUUGGGAUUGCGUCAUUGCAGACGAAUGCCACCAGAUCAAGAGUAAGGAUGCGGAGAUAACAAAAGCUAUGAACAAGAUCAACGCACUUUGUCGCAUCGGCCUGACAGGUACUGCCAUACAAAACAAGUACGAAGAAAUCUGGAAUCUUCUUAACUGGGCGCGGCCUGGAGCGUAUGGUUCAUCUCAAGAGUGGAAGCAGAAGAUCAGUCUUCCGCUGAAGAUGGGCCAGGCUCACGAUGCUACGAAUGCUCAGCUUGCGGAUGCGCGAAGUCGGGCUCAGGAUCUCGUGCAAAAGAUCCUACCAAGUGUGUUUCUCCGACGAAUGAAGACUCUUAUUGCCGAUCAACUACCUAAGAAGAGUGAUCGCGUCGUCUUCUGCCAGCUCACCCAAACCCAAGCUGAUGCGUACCGCACCUUUCUCGAGAGUGAUAGGUGUGAGUUCAUUAGCACUGCAAGGGAAGAAUGCGGCUGUGGAUCGGGGAAAGGCAGGGGCUAUUGCUGUCAUGUCAACGUUCCGGAUGAGGAUGAGAAAUGGGCAGCGUUCAUCUUCCCGUGCAUGGUCACUUUUCAGAAACUCGCCAACCAUCUUGCCCUCAUCGUGCCGCUAUCGACUGAUUCUGCAGAGAAACAAGCCAAAGAUUUGAAGACACUGGAGUUGGCAUGUCCCGAUACGUACAAAGAUCUCUUCCGAAUCCGCGAUAACAUUCUAGUGCAGUCGCAACGAGAGUUUUGUGGGAAAUGGAAGGUGUUGAGGCGUCUGUUGGAUUUUUGGCAUUCGAAUGGCGACAAGGUCCUGAUAUUUUCGCAUUCGGUCCGUCUCUUGCGGUUGCUGAGAGGCUUGUUCGAUGUCGAUGGCACAAAGUACAACUUCUCGUAUCUCGACGGUAGCAUGAAGUACGAGGAGCGUUCGCAAGCCGUUGCAGACUUCAAUGCAGACCCGAACCAAUUUGUGUUUCUCAUAUCCACCAAGGCUGGUGGUGUCGGUCUCAACAUCACGUCUGCCAACAAGGUCGUCGUUAUGGACCCUCACUGGAAUCCAGCGUACGAUCUUCAAGCACAGGAUCGCGCUUACCGCAUUGGCCAGACAAGGAAUGUUGAAGUGUUUCGCCUGGUGUCGAGUGGUACUAUUGAAGAGGUCGUCUAUGCUCGUCAGAUCUACAAGCAACAGCAAGCAAACAUUGGCUACAAUGCUUCGGAGGAGCGACGUUACUUCAAAGGCGUAAUGGACGAGUCUAGCAAAAAGGGCGAGCUCUUUGGUCUUGAAAAUCUGUUCAGCUUUCAAGAAGACAGCGUGCUACUUCGCGACAUCAUGCAUAAGACUAACGUAGCCGAGUCCAAAGCCGGUGUAAAUGCCUACGACUUUCACGUCGAUGAAUCGCAGUUCGACUCGGAAGACGAAGAUAUACUUUCGAACAAGAAUCUUGGCAUUGAUGACAAUGCCAAUAUCGCUGGGAUAAAGAAACUGGCUGAUUCCUUCCUCUCGACUUCCAGUGCUGGUAGCAAGCCAGGCAGUAAGACCAAACACGGCGGGACCGAUCCGAUCAAUGCCAUUCUUGCCAAAGCAGGUGUAGAAUACACCCACGAAAACUCCGAAGUCAUUGGGCGCAGCGAGAUAGAGGCUCGAUUAGGCAAACAAGCUAUGGAGUUACGUAAUGACAUCGAUCUCGCAAGUGAGCGUGUGUUCCAAGCCUCGCAAUCGCAAUCACAGCGUCUCUUCAAUCAACCGGGAAUCGAGCAUGGGAUUCACUCUAGAGACGAAGAUGUCGAAGACGGGCAGAUAGUUACGGCUGCUACUCCUGGUGAGUUCAAGAUCAAUUACCGGUAUAGACCUAACGAGCGCGUGCGGAAACGCCAGUUCUGCAGUAUGGCAGAGAGCAUGGGGUUUGAUGAUCCGGUUGAGUUUGCGUUGCUUGUGGAAAGUAGUACGCAGGAAGAGAGGAGGAAGAUGCUUGAGCGAUUCUAUCGGGGCCGGAGGAGGCGGAUAAUUAAAGAGCUUGGCGGUUCGAGGUAGUAGAGCCACGGAAAUAUUUGCGAGAGUGAAAGUCAAGAACGCGAUCUUACUUCGGUUUCUGCUGUUCGUUUUUUGCUAGUACUUCUGUACUGAUUCAGGCAAAGUUCACUGCUGAUGUUGAUGUUCAUCAAGUAAUGCUGAGGCUCCAUUGCAGCGUUUCGGAAUAGUUCCUUACCUACCCCACUUAUGACGGCACCUUAUCGGC